CUCCCUCCUGUCCGCCGUGUGUCUCCGAGUCUCUCUCUGUCUCUGCCUCUCGGGAGUCGCUAUGGACAGCCGCAACGGCGAUUUCAACAUCCUGCUGGCGACCGACUCCUAUAAGGUGACACAUUAUAAGCAAUACCCACCCAACACAACCAAGGUAUAUUCCUACUUUGAAUGUCGUGAAAAGAGACCAGAAGAAAUGAAAAACAAGAAGGUGAAAUAUGACGAGACUGUCUUCUAUGGUUUACAGUACAUUCUGAAGAAAUAUUUAGCAGGCACGGUUGUGACCCGGGAAAAGAUACAAGAAGCCAAAGAGGUUUAUAAGGAGCAUUUUCAAUAUGACGUGUUCAACGAGAGUGGCUGGAAUUACAUUCUGGAGAAGCAUGAGGGUUACCUCCCAGUAGAAAUAAAGGCGGUUCCCGAGGGCAGUGUGAUUCCCCGGGGGAACGUCCUCUUCACUGUUGAAAAUACUGACCCAGAAUGCUACUGGCUGACAAACUGGGUGGAGACAUGCCUUGUUCAAACUUGGUAUCCAAUCUCUGUGGCCACCAAUUCCAGAGAGCAGAAGAAGAUUCUAGCCAGAUACUUGCUGAAGACCUCCGGCACUUUGGAAGGACUGGAGUACAAGCUUCAUGACUUUGGCUACAGAGGCGUUUCAUCACAAGAGACUGCAGGAAUAGGAGCUUCUUCUCACCUGGUCAACUUCAAAGGAACGGAUACGGUUGCAGGAAUCACUGUAAUAAAGAAAUAUUAUGGAACCAAAGACCCAGUGCCAGGAUUUUCGGUUCCAGCAACAGAGCACAGCACAAUCACUGCCUGGGGAAAGGAUGGUGAAAAAGAUGCCUUUGAACAUAUUGUGAAGAUGUUUCCCACUGUGCCUGUGUCUGUGGUCAGCGACAGUUACGACAUCUAUAACGCCUGUGAGAAAAUCUGGGGUGAACAGCUGAGGAGUUUGGUUGAAAGGAGGAGUCCUGGUGCUCCACUUAUUAUCCGGCCUGAUUCAGGAAAUCCCCUCGAUACCGUUUUACAGGUCCUUGACAUUCUUGGGCGGAAAUUUCCAACAACUGAGAACUCCAAAGGUUAUAAAUUGCUGCCUCCUUACCUGCGGGUCAUUCAGGGCGAUGGAGUGGACAUACACAGUCUACAUGAGAUUGUACAGGGACUGGAAGAAAAGAGGUGGAGCAUUGAAAACAUUGCCUUUGGAUCUGGGGGUGCUUUGCUGCAGAAAAUGACAAGAGACCUUCUGAACUGUUCAUUCAAAUGCAGUUAUGUAGUAACCAACGGCCAGGGGAUGAAUGUUUUCAAAGAUCCUGUCAUGGAUCCAAACAAGCGAUCUAAAAAAGGCCGUCUGUCAUUGCAUCAGACCUCCUCCGGGCAGUUCAUUACGCUAGAAAAGGGAAAAGGGGAGCCUGAAGAAUAUGGCCCGGACUUACUGCACACCGUUUUUAAGAAUGGCAGAAUUGUGAAGAGUUACACCUUCGACCAAGUUCGAGAAAAUGCCACGUUAAAGAAAAAAGAUCUUGAAGAGCUCCCGUGACGACGUGAUUUCCACGAGAUUGUAAACAUGUCUGCAAUGAGUGGCUCAUUGCGUGUGCAUGUGUGGAUGUGUGUUUAUCCUCAGUUGUGGUAACUUGAAACAAAUUUCUAGAACCACUUCAUGCUGGAUCGUGUGUAAGGACACAGCAAAUGAGUCAACAAACAAAAAGCCCCAAUGUUUCCACCGGAUUGCUUCAGUUCGACCCUGGGGUUUGUGACAACUGCCCCCCCCCCACAAACACACACACCCACAACCCCACCCAGACAAACCCUCCCCUCCACACACACAACACCCCCCACACACACACACACCCACAGACUUCCCUGCUAACCCCCCCAAAUUUCCACAUGUAAGUGGGAUGCAUUUAGUUUGAAGUAAGUUGUUUCGUGUAGAUACUCUUAAGCAUAGUGAUGGGUUUCCGCAUGUGUCAGACACCUGGCUGACCAAAAAGAAAGCACCCUCCCCCAUGCACAGCCCCCCGUGACACACUUCACACACACACACACACACAAAAUAACCCACUAACACACACACACACAUAACCUCUACACAAACUACCAUAGAGUAACUCAUUUGGAUACUGAUUAUCUGCUGCCUGUACAGUGAGAUGUAAAUGGUUGAGAAUCAUACACAAAAUUAGGAAUUAUGAAGAUGUGCAAAAAAAAAUUUGCUUCCCAUGUUGACUGCACCUCUCAUUACAAAGGACAUGCUGAGAAACACGAUUAGAAAUGGGCCAAAGUUGGGAAAUAUUUUAAAAUAUAUUUUUGAUGUGUAUAUAAUAUAUGCCUUUAUUCAAAUUUUUUGUGUUUUAGUAUUCAGGAGAAUAUUUCUUUUUAUGAGGUUCUGAUGUCUAAUUUGAAUGUGGAGGCAGAUGGAAAGAUGGAGAAACUACAAUCUUGUUUGUAAGUGUGGAUGGACCAUUUGGAAGCCUGGCCCUCUUCUGCUCAGCUUUUCCUUUUGGAAGGAAUGAUCCAAGUAAAAUACUUAAUGCUGUAGUAUUCCCCCCCCCCCCCCCCCCACCAAUUUACCUGCUAGAAUUGUAGGGGGUUUCAACAGACCUUCACUUUUAACACACCAAAAGAAGCUGUCACAACUGCCUUUGCAGGUACCAGCCGGGAUUCAUAUCAAAAGUCGGCGAUUGUGCUGCUCUAGUAAAUAGAUGUUAAUCAGACUUGCAAUGUAUUUGUUCAGCUCACUAAUCCUUUCAUUCACAACCAUUUCACUUCUAUCCCCAAACCUAACCUUUCUCAAAUCACAUUUAACCCAGUGCUUUUCAUUUUUGCCUUGUUUGUACAAUUUAUUUUUGCCUCGUUUGUAAAAUUUUAAAUCCCAUUAAUUUUAAAAGUAGUUGCGGUAAGGCUUGAGAUGCUGGGAACUUGCUGUUUAUUGUCACCCUGCACAAUAGCUGGCUUUCAGGGUAGUGUGUAAGGCAGGGAUUCAGGCUGGAAAGAUAUGUUAAAUAGGCAAAAAAAGACAAAACAGUAGAAUCAACCCUUUAAAAAAUGUCCCUUAAAUUCUUAAAGCUGCUGUGGUCAGUGACAUGCUUGAUAGUGUAUCUAUGUUGUAUUUCAUGUCCCUAGAAUUUUUGAAAAUAUUAGGUUUUUUUGUAUUCCCUGUUGUGACAAAACUCCAAAACAUUACAUAUUGUUCCUUAGACUAUGCAAUAGGAUUGUUUUAUAACAAUGCACAGAAAAUACUAUCUUCUAUUUAUCCGUACACCAAUAGCUUCACAGUUCUUCACACCAUAGGCAAAAUCAUGUGAGAAUAAACCCAUAUGCUAAUUAA
This is a messenger RNA of Callorhinchus milii (elephant shark), 3319 nucleotides long. RefSeq names its product nicotinamide phosphoribosyltransferase 1 (gene nampt1). Bases 62 to 1534 code for a protein of 490 amino acids. NCBI's taxonomy places the organism in Eukaryota, Metazoa, Chordata, Chondrichthyes, Chimaeriformes, Callorhinchidae. The transcript has 11 exons. Gene Ontology annotation, biological process: NAD+ biosynthetic process. Gene Ontology annotation, molecular function: nicotinamide phosphoribosyltransferase activity. The record is from RefSeq and is a predicted model, not a curated record.